AUGGUAGUCCAGGAGCGCCAUCUAUGGCUGAACCUGGCUGAGAUGCAGGACGCCAACAAAGUUCGCUUUACUCCCUGUCAGUUCCGAUGCUUUUCUUCACCACAGACCAAGAGAAGCUAUGCUGCACCACAGAGGGGUCGGGCUUAUCAGUACAAGGUUCCCUUCGGGCUGUCCCUGUCUCCCCACAUAUUCACAAAAGCUGCGGAGGGUGCUCUGUCUCCAUUACGGGAGAAGAUCAGCUGGGGCUUGAAAAAGAACAAGCUCUUCCCUGUGCAGAGCAUCUCUUUUCUCAGUAUGGAGUUGGGCUCGGUCAAUGUGACGGCACGUCUCACAAGGAAGCGUGCCCAAGAAAGGAAAUUGAAUGGAAUAACACUAAUUGUCAUUGUUGUGUUUAGGUAUAUGGCCAUCGUUCAUCCCUUGAGGCCCAGAAUGAAGCACCAGACCGCAUACUGUCUCAUAACUGGGGUGUGGAUCGUCUCAGUGCUCAUUUCCAUUCCCUCUGCCUACUUCGCGUCCGCAACCAAAGUCCCCAAUGGAGCAAACCGCAGCAAGACCUUCUGCGCCCAGAUCUGGACGGUGGACCAGCAGCUGUAUUAUCGCUCAUAUUACCUGUUUAUCUUCGCCGUGGAGUUUGUGGGCCCAGUGCUCACCAUGGCCCUGUGCUAUCUGCGCAUCUCCAGAGAGCUCUGGUUCAAGAGUGUGCCAGGUUUCCAAACGGAGCAAAUCCGCAAACGCCUGCGCUGCCGGAGGAAGACUGUUAUGGUGCUGAUAGGCAUUCUCACAGCGUACAUCCUCUGCUGGGCUCCGUACUACGGCUACACCCUCCUGCGCGAUUUCUACCCCACGCUCAUCUCCCGAGAGAGGAACUCCCUGGUGGCUUUCUACAUUAUCGAGUGCAUCGCCAUGAGCAACAGCAUGAUCAACACGUUCUGCUUCGUCAGUGUAAAGAACAACACUGUCAAAUAUUUCAAAAGGAUCGUUCUCCUUCGCUGGAAAUCCACCUACACCUCCAGGAAGAGCGCAGAUGAGUCAGACAUCAAUCCCCAACUCACCGAAUGUAGAAAGGGAGCCGAGCUGAGUGGUAUUCACGUCACCCAUAUUACAGAUGAUUAAAGUGAACUGAUAAUGCUGCUUAUGGGCACUG
Sinocyclocheilus grahami is the source of this 1144-nucleotide messenger RNA. Its product is annotated as prokineticin receptor 1-like. Gene Ontology annotation, biological process: neuropeptide signaling pathway. The coding region runs from base 1 to 1113 and encodes 370 amino acids. The record is from RefSeq and is a predicted model, not a curated record. Lineage: Eukaryota; Metazoa; Chordata; Actinopteri; Cypriniformes; Cyprinidae. Gene Ontology annotation, cellular component: plasma membrane. The transcript is spliced from 5 exons. Gene Ontology annotation, molecular function: neuropeptide receptor activity.